UACACCUCCGGUAGUUAAACCAUCGUAAUUUCAGAGUAACAAACAAUUGAGAACAUUCAUUAAUGAAUCACAUAAAAAUGUGCAUCGCGAACGUAAUACGGAGGAAAUAUAAAAACAUUGUACUAAUAGCAAUAUUUUGUGUGUUAAUUUCUUACAAUAUUUUUAUCAAUACCCGUUCAAAUAAGGUGAUUGACAAUGGAAAAACCAGAAGUGGAAAAGUGAAUUCUAAAAUUAAUUUAGAAUACGUAACAGUGCAUUUGGAUUUGAAAGGGUCGCCUCCUAAGAUGGAUUACCUGUUGUCACUUCUGCAUACAUUGCAAUAUUAUGGAGCUAAUUCAAUAUUAUUGGAAUAUGAAGACAUGUUUCCUUUCGAAGGGAGUAUUGUUAAUUUGAGUGCUGUGUACCACUAUACAAAACAUGAACUCAUUCAGUUCAUAAAACGAGCGAAAAAUUUGGAAAUGGAAAUAAUACCCCUGGUUCAGACCUUUGGCCACAUGGAGUAUGCUUUGAAAUUGAAGGAGUUUGCUCAUCUCAGGGAAAAUCGCCGUCAGCCAGGAUCCAUUUGCCCCAGUAAUAACAUGAGUAUAGAACUAAUUACUAAUAUGUUAACACAAGUAAUAAAACUGCACACACCAAUAAUGCCACUAAGACACAUACAUAUAGGCUGUGAUGAAGUAUACUACUUAAAUCAAUGUUCACUAUGUAAAAAACGAGUUCUGGAUAAAAAUACUUUAUUUAUGGACCACGUACAAAAAGUGACCGCAAUAGUCAGAAAACUAAGUCCAGGUACCAAAGUUCUGAUAUGGCCUGACAUGAUCUUGAAGAAUAAGAAGUCGAAGAAACACAUUUCGUUCGACAACAUUGAAGCUGUGUGGUGGGACUAUAGACAGAACCUCAGAUGGCUGUCACAUACAGUAGCCUACAAUUUGCAUCAUCAAUUUGCUGAUAUCUGGGUAGCAUCAGCUUUCAAAGGCGCCGAUGGAAAGAAAGCAGUAAUACCUAAUAUAAAAAACCGGUACCUAAAUAAUUUAGGUUGGCUGAAGUUCAUCUACAACUACAAGUUUGGUGGAGAAAAUAAAGUUUACGAUUUCAAAGGAAUUAUUCUAACAGGUUGGUCGAGAUAUUCUCAUAUGAGCGUGCAGUGCGAACUUCUUCCAGUCGCUAUGCCUAGUUUACUAUUGAAUCUUAUGUUAAUUAGAACAUUAAGAGGAGGAAUUGAAGAUGAUUUUCAUAAAAUUGAUAGUUGCAAGUUUUUCGAUAAAUAUUUAAAAUCAGAUUUUGAGGAUAUUUUUCAAACGCUACCCUCUCACGAUCAAAAGGAUCAUCAGUGUUCCUUUGAAAAAACAAAACUUUAUAAAGAAUUUCAUAAGGUGUUUGAUUUUAAUCCAAUUGAUACAUGCUUAGAAAAACUGCGGACAAGUUGCCAACUUUUGUCAUCAAGUGAGCCCAAAGGUUUACAUGAUCUACAAGUUACCUGUUUUCUAUAUUGUAACUCAACAUUGAAAGGGGCAAAGACUAUGAGCACGAGACUAGAAUCGUUUAUGAAAAAGUAUUACAGAACGGGAGUUAUUAAUAGUUAUAUUAAUGAAAGAAUAAGAACACCUCAAGCAGAAAUUGAACAUCUAUUGACACGUUUAAAUUCUAAGCAUAAUAAACUAUAUUGGACCAGAAGGCAUUAAAAGAGAGUUGGGGAUAUUGUCAGUUUAGAAGUAUAGUGAGACUAACUGACACGUUUUUAAUAUUCGCAAGUAUCAAAGACACAAAGCAUUAUUUAAAAGCGUUGUCUUCGCUAUCCGAAAAUAUGUUACAGUAAUCAUUCACUAGAUAUUCUUAGAGCAACAUAAAAUGUCAUGGUCAUAAAUAAAAUUCAAAAUCUUCCAUCGCAUCAACAUUUCAUGAGUACCUACUAUAUUAAUAUUUGAGUAUUUUCAUUGCAAAGCCAAAACUCUUUGAGUGUAAAACCAUGUUUUUGGUCGAGUGUCGAUCAUUUUAAGGAAAGGCUUUCAAUAUUCAAUAGUGGGAUAAUCAGUCAAAAUAUAAUGCCUGUCGUAAAAUACUGGUCAUGCUUACUGCGAAAACAAAAGGAUACCAUAAUAAUUUGCUAACAAGGAAAAUAUAUUUCAACUAUAAAAAAGUACUAAAUAAAUGUUUACGAUUUUUUUUUUUAUUUAUUUCCAUAGAGGUACACUUUUAUAACCCUAAACAGGCAUUCAAAU
Messenger RNA from Helicoverpa armigera (cotton bollworm), 2216 nucleotides. Its product is annotated as hexosaminidase D. The transcript has 4 exons. Gene Ontology annotation, molecular function: hexosaminidase activity. Bases 63 to 1679 code for a protein of 538 amino acids. The record is from RefSeq and is a predicted model, not a curated record. Gene Ontology annotation, biological process: carbohydrate metabolic process. Lineage: Eukaryota; Metazoa; Arthropoda; Insecta; Lepidoptera; Noctuidae.